Molecule: messenger RNA, 900 nt
Organism: Microstroma glucosiphilum
Lineage: Eukaryota; Fungi; Basidiomycota; Exobasidiomycetes; Microstromatales; Microstromataceae
Exons: 1
Coding region: 201-818 (205 amino acids)
Source: RefSeq, a predicted model, not a curated record
CAGCGGGUGCAGGCGGCUAGAAUGGUGUCCUUGACCCAACAAGAGAGGAAGCGAUUGGUGAACACCAUUCGACUUGCCUCUCGUCCCUCAUUCUGCCCCUUCGUGUCACCCCAUAUCCUCUCUACGCCAGCCGAUCAAUCUACAAAGCCUACCACCACUGACGUCCGCACGGCACACUCUACCCAAGUCUACCCUACUUCAUGGCUCCCUACGAGCCCUCGAUCACCGACAAGUACACUCUAUCUGAGCUCCCUCAAGAUGUCAUAGAAGCGCUGGACUUCUGGGCUGCCGUCACACCAGAUCAGCCAGCCCUCAAGAUCCCCCGAGGUGAGAUACCGGCCGAGGGUAUGGCGACAAUCACCUUUUUCGAGUGGAUGCAGGCCCGAAACCUUUUAGCGGCCUGGCUCGCUUGCGAUCUCGCCGUGGGAGCUCCUGGCCGUCUAGGCGGGUCAACCCGCGAGUGUACCCUCGCCUUCCUCAUUGCACCGAAUCAUGAGGUCAUCAAUCCCUGGUUCGCGAUGGCGGCUCUUGGCUUCACCGUGCAAUUCAUCUCACCCUUGCACACGCCCAAAAUCGUUGCGAGCCUCAUCAGAGCGAGUCAAGCUCACGUGGUUCUUCAUCAUAGUAUGGACUCCGGCUGGAUCAAGGAGGUCGAGGCUAUGACCCGAGAAUCAGGUAAGCCGUUGGAAUUCAGAGAGCUGUCUUCAAACCAGCUCCUCGUCCCGAUUGUGGAGCACUUCAGAAGUGAGUCGCCAGCGACAGCCUUUCCCUCGAAGUUGCCAUUAACCAAGCCGGAACUUCUGCAGCUGAUGCUCUGAUCAUCUCUGACACUGGCAGAAACGAAGACCAGGAGCCCUAGCGUCAUCGGUCCGAUGUUGCACGCGGUCAAGCCUCAACCAU